UGCGCGGCGUGGGCUUCCCCCGCCCGGCGCCCAACAAGUCUCCUUCGUCCAAGCUGCGCGCUGACGCGGGGCCGAGCAAGCGAGCGGGGGAGCGAGCGCGGGGAGCCCCAAGCCCCGGCCGGCUGCAUCUGGGAUUGCGCCGAGCCCAGCCUCGGUCCCCUCUCUGUGGGUAGGGAUGGUUGAGUCCAGCCGCCGCGGCAGCGGCUCCUUGCGCCUCUAGCAGCCGUCUUCUGCGCUCCCCGCCUUCCUUCCCUCGCAGCCCCGCUCUGCGCCCGCCCCUCCCGCGUCUCCCACUCGCGGGCGCGCUCUCCAGCUGCCUCCGCUCCGCUCCGCUCCCCGCCUCCCUCCCGCAGCCUCGCCGCCGCGGUGCCUUCCUGCCCGGCUCGGCCGGCCCCGCCGCCCGCUCUCGGCCCGGAGCGGCUCAGCCCUGCAGUGGCUCGGGACCGAUGCUAGGAGAGGGACGCGAGCCGGGCGCCGAGAGCUGCAGGAGGCGUCGGAUGCGCGGCCGGCGGCGUCGGGACCGGGAUCGCUCUCCGGCUCGCCUUGCCCUCCGGUGAUUCUCGGCUGCGUCCGCGGCAGCGCCGCGCCUCCCGGAGCAGCCCGGCGUCGCGCGUGGAGGAGCCGCAGACAUGACUGCGCGGAGGAGAGGCGAGGCGCCGCUGCUGCUCCUGCUGCCGGCCGCUCUGUGUGCCGGUCUCCUCGCCGCAGCAAACGGUCAGAGCUGCGGGGGCUUGGUCCAGGGCCCCAACGGCACGAUCGAGAGCCCCGGCUUUCCUCACGGCUACCCCAACUACGCCAACUGCACGUGGAUCAUCGUCACCGGCGAGCGCAACCGGAUCCAGCUGUCCUUCCUCAGCUUCGCGCUGGAGGAAGACUUCGACAUCCUGUCGGUCUACGACGGGCAGCCGCAGCAGGGCAACCUCAAAGUGAGGCUGUCAGGAUUUCAGCUCCCCUCCUCCAUGGUGAGCACGGGAUCCAUCCUCACGCUGUGGUUCACCACUGACUUCGCAGUGAGCGCCCAGGGCUUCAAGGCCCUGUACGAAGUUUUACCUAGCCACACAUGUGGGAAUCCUGGGGAAAUACUGAAAGGAGUUCUCCACGGAACCAGAUUCAACAUAGGAGACAAGAUCCGGUACAGCUGCCUCUCGGGCUACGUGCUGGAAGGGCAUGCCAUCCUGACAUGCAUCGUCAGCCCCGGCAACGGCGCGACCUGGGACUUCCCAGCUCCUCUCUGCAGAGCUGAAGGCGCGUGUGGAGGAACCCUGCGUGGCACCAGCAGCACCAUCUCAAGCCCACACUUCCCGUCUGAGUAUGAGAACAACGCCGACUGCACCUGGACCAUCCUGGCCGAGCCUGGGGACACCAUAGCGCUGGUCUUCACUGACUUCCAGCUGGAGGAGGGGUAUGACUUCCUGGAGAUCAGCGGGACAGAGGCCCCAUCCAUAUGGCUGACGGGCAUGAACCUGCCCUCUCCUGUCAUCAGCAGCAAGAACUGGCUGCGGCUGCACUUCACGUCCGACAGCAACCACCGGCGCAAGGGUUUCACCGCCCAGUUCCAAGUGAAAAAGGCUAUUGAGCUGAAGUCCAGAGGAGUCAAGAUGCUUCCUGGCAAAGGCAGCAGCCAGAAGAACUCUGUCUUGAGUCAGGGAGGCGUUUCAUCGGCUUCGGACAUGUGCCCAGACCCGGGGAUUCCGGAGAAUGGCAGGAGAGCGGGCUCUGACUUCAGGGUUGGAGCGAAUGUGCAGUUCUCCUGCGAGGACAGCUACGUGCUCCAGGGAUCCAAGGCCAUCACGUGCCAGAGAGUGACGGAGACGCUGGCAGCCUGGAGCGACCACCGGCCCAUCUGCCGAGCGAGGACGUGCGGGUCCAAUCUGCGUGGGCCCAGCGGCGUCAUCACCUCGCCCAACUACCCGGUGCAGUACGAGGACAACGCACACUGUGUUUGGGUGAUCACCACGGCGGACCCAGACAAGGUCAUCAAGCUGGCCUUUGAAGAGUUUGAGCUGGAGAGGGGUUACGAUACGCUUACUGUGGGGGACGCCGGGAAAGUGGGGGACACCAGAUCCGUCCUGUAUGUACUCACGGGCUCCCGUGUCCCCGACCUCAUCGUGAGCAUGAGCAGCCAGAUGUGGCUGCACCUGCAGUCCGACGACAGCAUCGGCUCGCCGGGAUUUAAGGCCGUUUACCAAGAGAUUGAAAAGGGUGGGUGUGGUGACCCCGGAGUCCCGGCCUACGGGAAGCGCACCGGCAGCAGCUUCCUCCACGGGGACACACUCACUUUCGAGUGCCAGGCAGCCUUCGAGCUGGUGGGCGAGAAGACCAUCACCUGCCAGCAGAAUAACCAGUGGUCAGGCAACAAGCCCAGCUGUGUGUUCUCCUGCUUCUUCAACUUCACGGCGGCCUCGGGCAUCAUUCUCUCGCCCAAUUACCCGGAGGAGUACGGCAACAACAUGAACUGCGUCUGGCUCAUCAUUGCAGAGCCGGGAAGCAGAAUCCACCUCAUCUUCAACGACUUCGACGUGGAGCCUCAGUUUGACUUCCUCGCGGUCAAAGACGAUGGGGCUUCUGACAUAACUGUCCUUGGCACCUUCUCUGGCAAUGAGGUCCCGGCCCAGCUGGCCAGCAGCGGGCACAUAGUGCGCCUGGAGUUCCAGUCGGAUCACUCCACCACCGGCAGAGGGUUCAACAUCACCUACACCACAUUUGGGCAAAAUGAAUGUCAUGACCCUGGCAUCCCUAUAAAUGGGCGGCGUUUUGGUGACAGGUUCCUCCUGGGGAGCUCAGUUUCCUUCCACUGUGACGAUGGAUUUGUGAAGACCCAGGGGUCAGAGUCGAUCAGCUGCAUCUUGCAGGAUGGGAACGUGGUGUGGAGCUCCACCGUGCCGCGCUGCGAAGCGCCAUGCGGUGGACAUCUGACCGCUUCCAGCGGGGUCAUCUUGCCUCCCGGAUGGCCAGGCUAUUACAAAGAUUCUUUGAACUGUGAAUGGAUCAUCGAAGCGAAGCCAGGACACUCCAUCAAAAUAACCUUUGACAGGUUUCAGACAGAAGUCAACUAUGACACCUUGGAGGUCAGGGACGGCCCUGCCAGCUCGUCGCCCUUGAUCGGAGAAUAUCACGGCACGCAGGCGCCGCAGUUCCUCAUCAGCACCGGCAACUACAUGUACCUGCUCUUCAGCACCGACAGCAGCCGCGCCAGUGUGGGCUUCCUCAUCCGCUACGAGAGUGUGACCCUCGAGUCAGACUCCUGCCUCGACCCGGGCAUCCCUGUGAACGGCCACAGGCACGGCAGUAACUUCGGCAUCCGGUCCACCGUGACCUUCAGCUGCGACCCCGGGUAUACGCUGAGUGACGACGAGCCCCUGGUCUGCGAGAGGAACCACCAGUGGAAUCAUGCAUUGCCCAGCUGUGACGCCCUGUGUGGAGGCUACCUGCAGGGGAAGAGCGGAACGGUCCUUUCUCCCGGCUUUCCGGACUUUUAUCCCAACUCCCUCAACUGCACGUGGACCAUCGAGGUGUCUCACGGAAAGGGGGUGCACAUGAUCUUCCACACCUUCCACCUGGAGAGCUCCCACGACUUCCUGCUCAUCACGGAGGACGGCAGUUUCUCCCAGCCGGUGGCCCGGCUCACGGGCUCCGUGCUGCCCCACACCAUCAAGGCCGGCUUGUUUGGAAACUUCAGUGCCCAGCUGCGCUUCAUCUCAGACUUCUCCAUCUCCUAUGAGGGCUUCAACAUCACCUUUUCAGAGUAUGACCUGGAGCCCUGCGACGACCCCGGCGUCCCCGCCUUCAGCCGCAGGAUUGGCUUCCGCUUCGGCGUCGGGGACACGCUGACCUUCUCCUGCUUCCCCGGCUACCGCCUGGAGGGCGCGGCAGUGCUCGCGUGCCUGGGCGGGGGCCGCCGCGUGUGGAGCGCACCUCUGCCAAGGUGUGUGGCCGAAUGUGGAGCAAGCAUCAGAGGCCAUGAAGGCACGCUGCUGUCUCCGAACUUCCCAUCCAAUUAUGACAAUAACCACGAGUGCAUCUACAAGAUAGAGACGGAAGCCGGCAAGGGCAUCCGCCUCCAAGCCCGGAGCUUUCAGCUGUUCGCAGGAGAUACUCUCAAGGUCUACGAUGGAAAAGACAGCUCAUCGCGUCCACUGGGAACCUUCACUAAGAGCGAGCUGAUGGGGCUCACCCUCAACAGCACCUCCAACCACCUGUGGCUGGAAUUCAACACCAACAGCUCGGACACCGACCGCGGCUUCCAGCUGACCUACACCAGCUUUGAUCUGGUCAAGUGCGAGGACCCCGGCAGCCCCCACUAUGGCUACCGGAUCCGCGACGAGGGCCACUUCACGGACACCGUGGUUCAGUACGGCUGCAACCCGGGCUACGUGAUGCACGGCAGCAGCACCCUCACGUGUCUCAGUGGGGACCGGAGGGUGUGGGACAAGCCGGUGCCCUCCUGCGUAGCGGAGUGUGGAGGCCACAUCCAUGCAGCCACAUCUGGACGCAUCUUGUCCCCCGGCUACCCGGCCCCGUAUGACAACAACCUGCACUGUACCUGGACUGUGGAGGCGGAGCCAGGAAGGACCAUCAGCCUGCACUUCAUCGUUUUUGACACGGAGCUGGCACAUGACAUCCUCAAGGUGUGGGAUGGCCCGGUGGACAGUGACAUCCUCCUGAAGGAGUGGAGCGGCUCGGCACUGCCAGAGGACGUCCACAGCACCUUCAACUCGCUCACGCUGCAGUUCGACAGUGACUUCUUCAUCAGCAAGUCAGGCUUCUCCAUCCAGUUCUCCACUUCGGUCGCAUCCACCUGCAAUGACCCCGGGAUGCCCCAGAACGGCACCCGCUACGGAGACAGCCGGGAGCCGGGCGACACCCUCACCUUCCAGUGCGACCCAGGGUACCAGCUGCAAGGACAAGCCAAGGUCACCUGUGUGCAGCUCAACAACCGGUUCUUCUGGCAGCCAGACCCGCCCACGUGCAUAGCUGCGUGCGGCGGGAACCUGACUGGCCCCACGGGCGUCAUCCUGUCCCCUAACUACCCGCAGCCCUACCCCCCGGGCAAGGAGUGUGACUGGAGAGUGAAGGUGAACCCGGACUUUGUCAUCGCCUUGGUAUUCACAAGCUUCAACAUGGAGCCCAGCUACGACUUCCUGCACAUCUACGAGGGAGAAGACUCCAACAGCCCUCUCAUCGGGAGUUUCCAGGGCUCCCAAGCCCCAGACAGAAUCGAGAGCAGCGGGAGCAGCCUGUUCCUGGCAUUUCGGAGCGACGCCUCUGUGGGCUUGUCAGGGUUCGCCAUUGAGUUUAAAGAGAAGCCACGGGAAGCUUGCUUUGACCCUGGGAGCGUCAUGAAUGGGACCAGAGUUGGAACCGACUUCAAACUGGGCUCCACGGUCACCUACCAGUGUGACUCUGGCUACAAGAUCGUGGAGCCAUCGUCCAUCACCUGUGUGAUUGGGGCUGACGGGAAGCCCUCCUGGGACCGCGCCCUGCCCUCCUGCACAGCCCCGUGCGGCGGCCAGUACUCGGGGUCCGAAGGUGUGGUCCUGUCCCCCAACUACCCGCACAACUACACGGCCGGCCAGACCUGCCUCUACACCAUCGCCGUGCCCAAGGAGUUCGUGGUGUUCGGGCAGUUCCUGCACUUCCAGACGGCGCCCGGUGACGUGGCAGAGCUGUUCGACGGAAGCCACCCGCAGGCCAGGCUGCUCAGCUCCCUCUCGGGGUCUCACUCAGGGGAGACAUUGCCUCUAGCCACGUCGAAUCAAAUUCUCCUUCGGUUCAGCGCGAACAGCGGCGCAUCGGCCAGGGGCUUCCACUUCCUCUAUCAAGCUGUGCCCCGCACCAGCGACACCCAGUGCAGCUCUGUCCCCGAGCCCCGGUAUGGACGGAGGAUUGGGUCUGAGUUCUCGGCAGGCUCCAUCGUGCGGUUUGAGUGCAACGCAGGGUACCUGCUCCAGGGGUCCUCGGCCAUCCGCUGCCAGUCGGUCCCCAACGCGUUGGCACAGUGGAACGACACCAUCCCGAGCUGCGUGGUUCCUUGCAGUGGCAAUUUUACCCAGCGGAGAGGCACGAUUCUGUCCCCUGGCUACCCUGAGCCCUACGGCAACAACCUGAACUGUGUGUGGAGGAUCCUAGUGACAGAGGGGUCUGGGAUUCAGAUCCAGGUGAUCAGCUUCGCCACAGAGCAGAACUGGGACUCGCUGGAGAUCCAUGACGGCGGGGAGGCAAGUGCCCCGAGACUGGGCAGCUUCUCAGGGACCACGGUGCCUGCCCUGCUGAACAGCACCUCCAACCAGCUCUACCUGCACUUCCAGUCCGACAUCAGUGUGGCCGCGGCGGGCUUCCACCUGGAGUACAAGACCGUGGGUCUCGCCGCCUGUCAAGAGCCAGUGCUCCCCAGCAAUGGCAUCAAGCUCGGAGACCGCUACAUGGUGAAUGACGUGCUGUCCUUCCAGUGCGAGCCGGGGUACACCUUGCAGGCAGCUCUGAGCAAUGAACUCGUGCACUGCUGUGUCAUUGCCAAGAGCGAGGAUGGAUUCCGGAUUUGUAAAAACCAGGCAGCCCGUUUCACUGUCGCAGAGCUGGGCACAGUUGGGCGGCACGUGCCUUCGGCGCGGCUCUGCAGAGUGGCCCCCAAGCCAGCUCACAGUGAGGUGGGCAAGCUGAGCCUGCUUGUGACUGGGUGUGGGGUCUACGAGGGUGGGGGUUCUGAGGCCGACCUCCCUAGUGGGCUGGGUGGAGCCACCUGCGGAGGGACGCUGACCGACCCUGGGGGCGUGAUCCUGAGCCCCGGCUUCCCCGGCUCCUACCCCAACAACCUGGACUGCACCUGGAAGAUCUCGCUGCCCAUCGGCUUUGGUGCCCACAUCCAGUUUCUGAAUUUCUCCACCGAAGCGAACCACGACUACCUGGAAGUGCAGAACGGGCCCUACCCCAGCAGCCCGAUGAUCGGGCAGUUCAGCGGCACGGACCUGCCCCUGGCGCUGCUCAGCACGACGCACGAGACGCUCAUCCGCUUCCACAGCGACCACUCGCAGAACCGGCAGGGGUUCAAACUGGCUUACCAAGCUUAUGAGUUACAGAACUGCCCGGACCCACCGCCCUUCCAGAACGGGUACAUGAUCAACUCCGACUACAGCGUGGGCCAAUCCAUCUCGUUUGAGUGCUACCCAGGCUACGUCCUCAUAGGGCACCCUGUCCUCACCUGUCAGCACGGGACCAACAGAAACUGGAACUACCCCUUCCCACGGUGCGAUGCUCCUUGUGGGUACAACGUGACCUCCCAGAACGGAACCAUCUACUCCCCCGGCUUUCCCGACGAGUACCCCAUCCUGAAGGACUGCCUCUGGCUGAUCACCGUCCCCCCGGGGCACGGAGUGUACAUCAACUUCACCCUGCUGCAGACCGAGGCAGUGAAUGACUACAUCGCUGUCUGGGAUGGUCCGGAUCAGAGUGCGCCCCAGCUGGGUGUGUUCAGCGGGAACACAGCACUGGAAACGGCCUACAGCUCCACCAACCAGGUCCUGCUCAAGUUCCACAGCGACUUUUCCAAUGGAGGCUUCUUCGUGCUCAAUUUUCAUGCUUUCCAGCUGAAGAAGUGCCCGCCACCGCCCGCGGUCCCCCACGCAGACACGCUGGCCGAGGACGAGGACUUUGAAAUCGGAGACUUCGUGAAGUACCAGUGCCACCCUGGGUACACCCUGUUGGGGAGCGACACGCUGACCUGCAAACUCAGCGCCCAGCUGCAGUUCGAAGGCUCCCCGCCGGCCUGCGAAGCGCAGUGCCCAGCGAAUGAAAUCCGGACGGAAUCCUCUGGAGUGAUCCUCAGCCCUGGGUACCCCAGCAACUACUUCAACUCCCAGACGUGUUCUUGGAGCAUUAAGGUGGAGCCGAGCUUCAACAUCACCAUCUUUGUGGACACCUUUCAGAGUGAGAAGCAAUUUGAUUCACUGGAAAUAUUUGACGGAUCUUCUGGGCAGAGCCCUCUGCUCGUGGUCCUGAGCGGGAACCACACUGAGCAGUCCAGCUUCACCAGCCGGGGCCACCAGCUCUUCCUCCGCUGGUCCACCGACCACGCGACCAGCAAGAAGGGCUUCAAGAUCCGCUAUGCAGCCCCGUACUGCAGUCUGAGCUCCACUCUGAAGGACGGCGGAGUUGUGAACAGGACAACAGGGGCCAUCGGGAGCAAAGUGCAGUACUUCUGCAAGCCUGGGUACCGCAUGGUGGGCCCCAGCAAUGCCACCUGCAGCCGGAACCCCAUGGGAAUGUACCAGUGGGAUGCCCUCACACCCAUCUGCCAGGCUGUAUCCUGCGGCAUUCCGGAGUCCCCAGGAAAUGGCUCAUUCACAGGCAAUGAGUUCACGCUGGACAGCAAAGUCACCUAUGAGUGUAAUGAGGGCUUCAAGCUAGAAGCCAGCCAGCAAGCCAGCGCAGUGUGCCGGGAGGACGGCUCAUGGAGUAACAGAGGGCAGCCACCUGCGUGCAGACCCGUGCCCUGCCCCAGCAUCGAGGCGCAGCUGUCUGAACACGUCCUCUGGAAAUUGGUGUCCGGGCAGCCGAAUGAGUACGGAGCCCAGGUCCUGCUGAGCUGCAGCCCAGGUUACUACUUAGAGGGCCGCAGGCUGCUCCAGUGCCAGGCCAACGGGACCUGGAGCUUGGGAGAUGAGCGGCCCCGCUGCAAAGUGAUCUCGUGCGGGAGCCUGUCCUUCCCCCCAAAUGGUAACAAGAUCGGGACGCUGAUGGUGUACGGGGCCACUGCCAUCUUCACCUGCAACACGGGCUACACCCUGGUGGGCUCGCAUGUCCGGGAGUGCUUGGCCAACGGGCUGUGGAGCGGCUCUGAAACACGGUGUCUGGCUGGCCACUGCGGCUCCCCGGACCCCAUCGUGAACGGCCACAUCAGCGGGGAUGGCUUCAGCUACCGGGACACUGUUGUCUACCAGUGCAGCCCUGGCUUCCGGCUGGUGGGGACAUCAGUCAGGAUCUGCCUGCAGGACCACAAGUGGUCUGGACAGACCCCCGUCUGUGUCCCAAUCACCUGUGGACACCCUGGAAAUCCCGCCCAUGGGGUCACCAACGGCAGCGAGUUCAACCUGAACGACCUCGUGAACUUCACCUGCAACGUGGGCUACCUGCUGCAGGGGGCCUCGCGCGCCCAGUGCCGGAGCAACGGGCAGUGGAGCAGCCCGCUGCCCACCUGCAGAGUGGUGAACUGCUCUGACCCAGGCUUUGUGGACAACGCCAUCCGACACGGGCAGCAGAACUUCCCUGAGAGCUUCGAGUUCGGCUCUAGCGUCCUGUUCCACUGCAAGAAGGGGUUUUACCUGCUGGGCUCUUCGGCCCUGACCUGCACAGCAAGCGGCUUGUGGGACCGCGCUCUGCCCGCCUGCCUGGCCAUCUCCUGUGGGCACCCCGGGGUCCCUGCCAAUGCCGUGCUGACCGGGGAGCUGUUCACCUAUGGAGCCAGAGUGCAGUACUCGUGCAAAGGGGGCCAGAGCCUCUCCGGCAGCAGCACGCGAGUGUGCCAGGAGGACAGCCACUGGAGCGGGGCCCUGCCACACUGCUCAGGAAGCAGCCCCGGAUUCUGUGGGGACCCGGGGACCCCUGCGCACGGUUCGCGGCUCGGGGACGAAUUCAAGACCAAGAGUCUCCUGCGCUUCUCCUGUGAGAUGGGCUACCAGCUGCGUGGCUCGGCUGAGCGGAUGUGCCUGCUCAACGGGUCCUGGUCAGGGCUGCAGCCCGUGUGUGAAGCCGUGUCCUGCGGGAAUCCCGGCACGCCCACCAAUGGCCGCAUAGUGAGCAGCGACGGCAUCCUCUUCGCCAGCUCUGUGGUCUACGCGUGCUGGGAGGGCUACAAGACCUCGGGGCUCACCACGCGGCACUGCACGGCCAACGGGACCUGGACGGGCACUGCGCCCGACUGCACAGUUAUCAGCUGUGGAGACCCAGGCACGCUGCCCAACGGUGUCCAGUUUGGGACUGAUUUCACCUUCAACAAGACUGUGAGCUUCCGGUGCGGCCCUGGGUACCUGAUGGAGCCCGCCUUAGCGUCCACCAUCCAGUGCACCAAGGACGGCACGUGGAACCAGAGCAAGCCUGUCUGCAAAGCUGUGCUGUGCAGCCCGCCCCCGCCUGUGCCCAACGGAAGGGUGGAAGGUGCCGACUUCCGCUGGGGCUCCAGUGUCAGCUACAGCUGCGUGGCUGGCUUCCAGCUGUCCCACUCGGCCAUCCUCUCCUGCGAGGGGCACGGAGUGUGGAAAGGGGAGGUCCCGCAGUGCCUGCCCGUGUUCUGCGGAGACCCCGGGGCGCCAGCCGAGGGGCGGAUCAGCGGGAAGAGCUUCACCUUCAGGUCUGAGGUCUUCUUCCAGUGCAAGGCGCCCUUCAUUCUGGUGGGGUCGUCGCGGAGAACGUGUCAGGCCGACGGCACCUGGAGCGGUGUUCAGCCCACCUGCAUAGAUCCUGCACAUAACACCUGCCCGGACCCUGGCACCCCACACUUCGGAAUACAAAACAGUUCUAGAGGAUAUGAGGUGGGGAGCACCGUGUUCUUCAGAUGCAGGAGAGGCUACCACGUGCAGGGCUCCACGACCCGGACCUGCCUGGCCAACCUCACCUGGAGUGGCGUGCAGGCCGAGUGUACACCUCACGCCUGCCGGCAACCCGAGACCCCAGCCCACGCGGACGUGAGGGCCAUCGACCUUCCUGCGUUUGGCUACACCUUGGUGUACACGUGCCACCCAGGGUUUUUCCUUGCUGGCGGAUCUGAACACAGGACGUGCAAGGCAGAUAUGAAAUGGACGGGGAAGUCACCUGUGUGUAAAAGUAAAGGAGUGAGAGAAGUUAAUGAAACAGUUACUAAAACUCCAGUUCCUUCUGAUGUCUUUUUCGUCAAUUCGGUGUGGAAGGGCUAUUAUGAAUACUUGGGCAAGAGGCAGCCAGCGACUCUGACUGUUGACUGGUUCAACGCGACCAGCAGCAAGGUGAACGCGACCUUCACGACAGCCCCACAGGUGCAGCUGGACCUGACAGGGCUGUACAAGAAGGAGGAGGCUCACUUGCUUCUGAAAGCCUUUCAGAUGAAAGGCCAGGUGGACAUUUUUGUGAGCAAGUUCGAGAACGACAACUGGGGCCUGGAUGGCUACGUGUCCUCGGGACUGGAGAGGGGAGGCUUCACUUUUCAAGGUGACAUACAUGGGAAAGACUUCGGGAAGUUCAAGCUAGAGAGGCAAGAUCCCUCAAGCCCCGACCAAGACCCUUCGAGUCAUUACCACGGCACCAGCAGUGGUUCCGUGGCAGCCGCUAUUCUGGUUCCCUUCUUUGCUCUAAUCUUAUCAGGGUUUGCAUUUUACCUCUACAAACACAGAACGAGACCCAAAGUCCAAUACAAUGGCUACGCUGGACACGAAAACAGCAACGGACAAGCAUCCUUUGAAAAUCCCAUGUAUGACACAAACUUAAAGCCCACGGAAGCCAAGGCCGUGCGCUUUGACACGACUCUGAACACAGUGUGCACGGUGGUAUAGCCCUGAGUGCCGGACUGACCCAUAGCCAUACCUCCGCAAGACGAGCAGGCUUCCUCUGGUGCCGUAGACCACACUUCCUCCUCCUCUUGCUUUGCUGCAGCACCGCCUCCAUUGUCUUCUGGUGUCCACGGGCAGAGCCUUCACCCUCUCCAUGUGGCAGCAACUCCCACAGACCAGACUGCAAACGUGGAUUUCUAACGUGUCCACUCAGCCGCGGCACACUCCAGGGAGAAAUCCGAGUCCCGAGACACGCCAAGCUCCACGCCCCAGACCCCGUCCCUGUGUGGCCUGGUGCCUUCCAGGGCGAUCUUGGGCCGCACGGAAGCAUCCUCCCGGCAGCAACGACACAGUAGCACCACACUCCGUGUUUUUAUUUUCCUUUGAUUCUCCGCGGACACAGAUGCUGUAAAAGAAAAACCACGUUUUCUUGAGGAAGACACCUUUCUAACAGAUGCACAUACCUACGAAUGCUUCACUCUGUCCUUCCUGAGACCCAGCAAGCUUUGGGGACCACGUGGCUCCCUCCCCACGGUCCACUGUGGGGGACAUUCGCCAGUUUCCCUGCCAACUGUUCUAUUGCAGAAUUUUUGAUGCACAAUUUUUUGCACUAGGGUGUUAUGAAUGAUUGAGUAAGAUUCUGAUAAAAAUAAACUAUUCACACAGGGUUUAUACACACUCCACGUUGUAUAUACGCAUCCUUCGUAGCGCCAGCCACACAUCCCACCCUCGGUUCCACUGGAGCGGGAGGUAAGAGCCCCAGUGCACACAGCACAGGAGGUGAAAGGCAGUGCUGGAGCGAGGUAGCGUGCUGCCCUUCCACUAGCUCCGCGCGGUUUUAGUUUCC
Messenger RNA from Octodon degus (degu), 12360 nucleotides. RefSeq names its product CUB and Sushi multiple domains 1 (gene Csmd1). The transcript is spliced from 72 exons. The record is from RefSeq and is a predicted model, not a curated record. The coding region runs from base 630 to 11516 and encodes 3628 amino acids. NCBI's taxonomy places the organism in Eukaryota, Metazoa, Chordata, Mammalia, Rodentia, Octodontidae.